Messenger RNA from Talaromyces rugulosus, 1323 nucleotides. RefSeq lists its product as uncharacterized. The record is from RefSeq and is a predicted model, not a curated record. NCBI's taxonomy places the organism in Eukaryota, Fungi, Ascomycota, Eurotiomycetes, Eurotiales, Trichocomaceae. Gene Ontology annotation, molecular function: polygalacturonase activity. Gene Ontology annotation, biological process: carbohydrate metabolic process. The transcript has a single exon. Bases 1 to 1323 code for a protein of 440 amino acids.
AUGCGUGUCUACGGAUUUGUGUAUCUGCUAUUCACUGCGGUGGCCCGCGCCUACGUUGUCAACGAGGGCACCACUUGCGAGAUCUACCCAGAAGUACUCAGCCAUAAUGGCGCUGCCGUCGACGAUGCGCCGUCGAUCCACCAAGCUUUUGAGCUUUGCGGCAUCAACGGUACUGUGGUGUUCACAAAUGGCACGUUUAAUGUCAACUCAGUACUGAACACUACUAAUUUAAUCAAUUGCGACGUGAAACUCCGUGGAGAGUUGCGCUUCUCCACCAACAUUCCUUACUGGCGAUCCCACGUGUUUCCGGUGAUAUACCAAAACCAAUCCACUGCCUGGCUGUUUGGUGGGACCAAUGUGACACUCCGUGGUGAGGAGGGUGGUUGGAUUAAUGGGAACGGUCAAGCCUGGUAUACAGAAAAUCGAAAUCAGUCGAACCAGCCUGGCCGGCCGAUUAGCAUUACUUUCUUCAACGCAACCAAUUUGGUGGCAGACGGACUUCGCAUUAUCCAGCCACAGUUCUGGGCAACAUUUGUAUGGCAGAGCAAAAAUGUUUCCUUGACUAACUUAUUUGUUAAUGCCACGAGCAAUGAUGAAUGGGGUACGGUCAAUACUGAUGGCUACGAUUCCUGGAGAAGCGACACUCUUCUUGUUGAGAAUGCAACAAUCAUAAAUGGCGAUGACUGCGUGGCAGCAAAGGGCAACACAACGAAUCUAUUAGUGAGAAACGUCACCUGUUAUCGGUCAUCCGGGAUGACGAUUGGAUCGAUCGGUCAGUAUCCGGAAUGGCCAGAUUACGUUCAGAAUGUCACCUUUGACAACAUCAAAUGCAUCAACUCUAUGGAAGGGGCCUAUAUAAAGACAUGGUCCGGAGUUCCGGUUUCGCAGGAUAAAAAUGGCGAUUAUGGUGGAGGUGGAAAAGGCCUCGUGAAGAAUGUUACUUUCAGUAAUAUGGAAAUGGUUAAUGUCGCAUUGCCUAUCCAGAUAUCGCAGUGCAUUUAUGCCGAAGAUAACGGCAAGUAUUGCAAUACAUCGCAACUACAGAUUGAAGACGUGAGCUGGGUGAACAUUACAGGCACGUCCACAUAUAAUAUUGCGGCGUCCAUGUAUUGCUCCGAAGCGAGUCCCUGUCCAGGCAUCCGGUUUGAUAAUGUCAGCCUGCAGUCAGUCAACCACACUCUAGGGUUACCAUUAUGGAAUACGACUCUGCAGGAUGAGGUCUUCCAGUGUGAUAACCUUAUCGACCAGAAUUCUACGGGAGUACUUUGUAAUCAUGUUGCUCCAGACAACUACAGCCAGGGUGUGUCGGAAAAUGUGCAGUAG